Messenger RNA from Carya illinoinensis, 1659 nucleotides. RefSeq names its product multiple organellar RNA editing factor 8, chloroplastic/mitochondrial-like. The transcript has 4 exons. Bases 72 to 1418 code for a protein of 448 amino acids. NCBI's taxonomy places the organism in Eukaryota, Viridiplantae, Streptophyta, Magnoliopsida, Fagales, Juglandaceae. The record is from RefSeq and is a predicted model, not a curated record. Gene Ontology annotation, cellular component: mitochondrion. Gene Ontology annotation, biological process: mitochondrial mRNA modification; cytidine to uridine editing.
CCCUCAUUUCCGUCACUCUCUCUAGGGUUUUUCUCCCCUCUCAGAGAAUAUCUCUUUCGCUCUUUACAGCCAUGGCGAUACAUUCUCGCUCUCUUCCCAAAACCUUAACCCUAGCCUCCUUCCUCUCCCGCUCUUUCUACUCAUCGGCCCCCACCGCCUCUCGCCACUCUAUCUCCUCCCUCUCGCUACUACGUCCCCUCGCUGCGGUCUGCGUGUCCCUUCACCGAGUUUCUCAAGCGACUCCAUUGAGAGGGUUCGCGACGCGUGCGACGUCGUCCUCGCUCAACGAUCCAAACCCCAACUGGUCGAACCGGCCCCCCAAGGAGACAAUUUUGCUUGAUGGGUGCGAUUUCGAGCACUGGCUUGUCGUGAUGGAGAAGCCCGAGGGAGACCCUCCAAGGGACGAGAUAAUCGAUAGCUACAUCAAAACUCUGGCCAAGGUCGUCGGAAGUGAGCAAGAAGCAAGGAUGAAGAUCUACUCAGUUUCAACUAGAUGUUACUUUGCAUUUGGGGCUCUUGUGUCUGAAGAACUUUCAUACAAGAUCAAAGAAUUGCCCGGAGUCAGAUGGGUUCUUCCUGAUUCCUAUUUGGAUGUAAAGAACAAAGAUUAUGGAGGUGAACCUUUCAUUAAUGGUGAAGCAGUUCCUUAUGACCCCAAGUACCAUGAGGAGUGGAUAAGAAACAAUGCUCGAGCAAAUGAGAGAAAUAGGCGCAAUGACAGACCUCGCAACUUUGAUAGAUCAAGAAAUUUCGAGAGGAGGAGAGAAAAUAUGCAGAACCGAGAUUUUCCGAAUAGGACUCCUCUGCCUAAUCAGACUGCACAGAAUCCUGGGCCCAAUAUGGCUGGUACGCCUGAUUAUCAAAAUAGGCCUCCUAUGCCGAAUCAGACUAUGCAGAAUCCUGGCCCGAAUAUGGCUGGUAUGCCUGAUUAUCAAAAUAGGCCUCCUAUGCCGAAUCAGACUAUGCAGAAUCCUGGCCCGAAUAUGGCUGGUAUGCCUGAUUAUCAAAAUAGGCCUCCUAUGCCAAAUCAGAAUCCUGGCCCGAAUAUGGGUGGAAGCCCUCCCAGCAACUUCAGUGGUUUCCCACCCAAUAACAAUAUGGGUGGUAACAACUAUAGCGGGUUCCCACCAAACAACAAUGUGCAGCCCAACAACUAUAGGCCACCCAACUACAAUGUGCCACCAAACAUGGGAGGGGUGCCGCCGAACAACAUGGGAGGGGUGCCGCCGAAUAUGGGAGGCGUUCCACCGAACAACAUGGGAGGCAUUCCACCAAACAUGGGAGGCGUGCGACCAAACAACAUGGGUGGAGGGUCACCUAAUCCUGGAUGGGGUAAUAACAUGCCAAACAGAGAGCACCCAAAUAGCUACCCUCCAAAUAGGGACAUGGGGCCUGGUGGAUACCCUUACUCAGGUUGAAGUGUGCCCCUAAGAGAGAGAUGCUGCUCAUGCCCCAAAGGCAUGCUGUAGAUAAGUAAGGAGGUCCAAGUCUUUCUAGGGGUUAUGGUAUUAUGUUCAUCGUUUUAUUAAGAUACUUGGAUGUACUAGUGUUACUUUACUUGUGGCACACUGCUGCUGCUUAAAGACCUGGUUGUAUGUUCAACUAAAUAUUUCUACAAUUUCAAUGGUAGACCAGAUGUAUCACUUUUUGUUUUGAUAA